AUGGCGAGUGUAAAACCUUAUCAAUUUGAACCAGCUUGUUCAAAUGAGCGGGAUUCAAACAAUUUUACUGAAAAUAAUGAUUUUAAAAUUAACGUAAAUAAUCGAAGUGGUAAAUUAAAUUGGUGCAAAUGUGGACAGUGCGUAGUUAUGAUGACGCAUCAAGAAAGCGUCUGUUGUCAAGAAAGUGAAAAAGUAAAACAAGUUAGUGGAAUAGCUGGUUGUGUGACACACAAUGUUUUAUUCAACAAACUAGUUAUAGAUAAGAUGUUUUAA
This is a messenger RNA of Macrosiphum euphorbiae (potato aphid), 273 nucleotides long. NCBI's taxonomy places the organism in Eukaryota, Metazoa, Arthropoda, Insecta, Hemiptera, Aphididae. The record is from the annotation of a GenBank genome assembly.